GCCAACCACAAAAUGACUAAGUUGUGUUGGUAAUGCGUAAAGGAAUGACUGGCUGAUUGCAUUUUAUUAGUGAAAUUUCUAUAUAAACACAUUAGAAUGGAAGAAAUUGGAAUUAUAUUACCCGAUAAGGAAGAAAAUAGCCAAGACUUCAAACCGAUUUCGGGGCCUGUAAUUGGUUCGGGAGAAGAGGUAGAUGUAGAAGAUCUUUACACAAAAUACAAGAAACUGCAGCGGCAACUCGAGUUUCUUGCUGUUCAGGAGGAAUACAUCAAGGAUGAGCAGCGCAACCUGAAGAAGGAAUACCUUCACGCACAGGAGGAGGUGAAGCGAAUCCAGAGUGUUCCACUCGUCAUAGGGCAGUUCUUGGAAGCUGUUGAUCAGAAUACUGGCAUCGUAGGGAGCACGACUGGUUCAAAUUAUUAUGUGCGGAUACUGUCCACCAUAGAUCGGGAGCUACUGAAGCCAUCUGCCAGUGUGGCUCUGCACAAGCACAGUAAUGCACUUGUUGACGUGCUGCCACCAGAAGCCGACUCAUCCAUAUCCAUGUUGCAGGCAGAUGAGAAGCCAGAUGUGCAAUAUGCAGAUAUUGGUGGGAUGGACAUGCAGAAGCAGGAGAUCCGGGAGGCCGUUGAACUGCCCUUGACACAUUUCGAGUUGUACAAGCAGAUCGGUAUUGAUCCUCCACGUGGUGUACUGAUGUAUGGCCCACCCGGCUGUGGCAAAACCAUGCUGGCCAAAGCAGUGGCCCACCAUACAACAGCCGCAUUCAUCCGAGUGGUGGGAUCAGAAUUUGUACAGAAGUACCUUGGCGAGGGGCCCCGGAUGGUUCGAGAUGUCUUCCGAUUAGCCAAAGAAAACUCACCAGCUAUAAUAUUUAUUGAUGAGAUCGAUGCCAUUGCCACGAAGCGUUUUGAUGCACAGACGGGUGCCGACAGAGAGGUGCAGCGUAUCUUGCUGGAGCUGCUGAACCAGAUGGAUGGCUUUGAUCAGACCACAAAUGUAAAGGUGAUCAUGGCUACCAACCGUGCAGACACACUUGAUCCAGCUCUGCUUCGGCCUGGGCGAUUGGACCGUAAGAUUGAGUUCCCAUUACCAGAUCGACGACAGAAGAGGCUCGUAUUUUCCACAAUCACAUCAAAGAUGAACCUCAGUGAAGAAGUUGAUCUAGAGGAUUAUGUGGCACGUCCUGAUCGCAUCUCUGGUGCAGAUAUCAAUGCCAUCUGUCAGGAGGCUGGAAUGCAUGCAGUCCGUGAAAACCGAUACAUCGUCCUUGCAAAGGACUUUGAAAAGGGUUAUAAGAAUAAUAUCAAGAAAGAUGAGUCAGAACAUGAGUUCUACAAGUGAAGUGUUCUAAUGUUGUCAAAGAGAUGGACCUGCUCUGUGUUGCAGGAUCAGAAACAGUCUCACCCAGCAGAACUAACUUAUUCAUUUGGAUUUAAAAUAAAAAUUUUUACACUAAACCUCUCACUUCAUUUCAUGCUUUAGAAUUCUGAGUGAUUGGUCUUUAGAAUGGAUAAUUUCCAUGUUCUUUGUUUCUUUGUAUACAUGAGCAGAAUACUCUGAUCAUCUUUGAGGAUGCAUCAUCAGCAUUAAUAUUAUUUCACUCUAAAAUAUGGCAUCGAUUUGAUGAAGGUUUGGUAUUAAUUUUUCAGCCUAUAAACCAAGAUCCCUGUGAUACAGAAGAUCUCAUUGACACAGGAAUUCUCUUGUGCAAGGUUGCUUACUCAAGUAUGUUGCACCGUCAGAGAUGUUUUAGACACACUUUAGUUCUAAUGAGUCAGAAAGUUACUUCAUCUGUGUUUGCAUUUGGUUUUAUGGGAAACAUUUGAUAAAAGGUUCUGAGGUGUUUGGAAUUCUGUUCACUGGUGACAGCAAUGCAGACACAGUGUUUACUCUUCUACAUGUAACUGAAACAAAGAUAUAAAUUGAAAUGUCACAGUAAUA
Molecule: messenger RNA, 1944 nt
Organism: Cryptotermes secundus
Lineage: Eukaryota; Metazoa; Arthropoda; Insecta; Blattodea; Kalotermitidae
Gene: Rpt3
Product: 26S proteasome regulatory subunit 6B
Exons: 7
Coding region: 97-1344 (415 amino acids)
Biological process (GO): proteasome-mediated ubiquitin-dependent protein catabolic process
Cellular component (GO): proteasome regulatory particle, base subcomplex
Molecular function (GO): proteasome-activating activity; ATP binding; ATP hydrolysis activity
Source: RefSeq, a predicted model, not a curated record